Chionomys nivalis (European snow vole) is the source of this 8018-nucleotide messenger RNA. RefSeq names its product methyl-CpG binding protein 2 (gene Mecp2). Gene Ontology annotation, biological process: negative regulation of transcription by RNA polymerase II. Gene Ontology annotation, cellular component: heterochromatin; nucleus. The transcript is spliced from 3 exons. Gene Ontology annotation, molecular function: methyl-CpG binding; double-stranded methylated DNA binding; chromatin binding. The record is from RefSeq and is a predicted model, not a curated record. Lineage: Eukaryota; Metazoa; Chordata; Mammalia; Rodentia; Cricetidae. Bases 61 to 1566 code for a protein of 501 amino acids.
UCGGUUGCGCGCGCGCUCCCUCCUCUCGGAGAGAGGGCUGUGGUAAAAGCCGUUCGGAAAAUGGCCGCCGCCGCCGCCGCCGCCGCGCCGAGCGGAGGAGGAGGAGGCGAGGAGGAGAGACUGGAGGAAAAGUCAGAAGACCAGGAUCUCCAGGGCCUCAAAGACAAGCCCCUGAAAUUUAAGAAGGUGAAGAAAGACAAGAAAGAAGACAAAGAGGGCAAACAUGAGCCGCUACAGCCUUCAGCCCACCAUUCUGCUGAGCCAGCAGAGGCAGGCAAAGCAGAGACAUCAGAAAGCUCAGGCUCUGCCCCAGCAGUGCCAGAAGCCUCUGCUUCCCCCAAACAGCGGCGUUCCAUCAUUCGUGACCGAGGACCUAUGUAUGAUGACCCCACCUUGCCUGAAGGUUGGACACGAAAGCUUAAGCAGAGGAAGUCUGGCCGCUCUGCUGGAAAAUAUGAUGUAUAUUUGAUCAAUCCCCAAGGAAAAGCUUUUCGCUCUAAAGUGGAAUUGAUUGCGUACUUUGAGAAGGUAGGCGACACCUCCUUGGACCCUAAUGAUUUUGACUUCACGGUUACUGGGAGAGGGAGCCCCUCCCGGAGAGAGCAGAAACCACCUAAGAAGCCCAAAUCUCCCAAAGCUCCAGGAACUGGCAGGGGUCGGGGACGCCCCAAAGGGAGCGGCACUGGGAGACCCAAGGCAGCAGCAUCAGAAGGUGUUCAGAUGAAAAGGGUCCUGGAGAAGAGCCCUGGAAAACUUCUUGUCAAGAUGCCUUUCCAAGCAUCGCCUGGAGGAAAGGGUGAGGGAGGCGGGGCUACCACUUCUGCCCAGGUCAUGGUGAUCAAACGCCCUGGCAGAAAGCGAAAAGCUGAAGCUGACCCUCAGGCCAUUCCUAAGAAACGUGGCAGAAAGCCUGGGAGUGUGGUGGCAGCUGCUGCUGCAGAAGCCAAAAAGAAAACCGUGAAGGAGUCUUCCAUACGGUCUGUGCAUGAGACCGUGCUCCCGAUCAAGAAGCGCAAGACCCGGGAGACAGUCAGCAUUGAAGUCAAGGAAGUGGUGAAGCCCCUAUUGGUGUCCACCCUUGGUGAGAAGAGUGGGAAGGGACUGAAGACCUGCAAGAGCCCUGGGCGAAAAAGCAAGGAGAGCAGCCCCAAGGGGCGCAGCAGCAGCAGCAGUGCCUCCUCACCCCCUAAGAAGGAGCACCAUCAUCACCACCACCAUUCAGAGUCCCCAAAGGCGCCCAUGCCACUGCUCCCACCCCCACCCCCACCCCCACCUGAGCCUGAGAGCUCUGAGGACCCCAUGAGCCCCCAUGAGCCCCAGGACUUGAGUAGCAGCAUCUGCAAAGAGGAGAAGAUGCCCCGAGGAGGCUCGCUGGAGAGCGAUGGCUGCCCCAAGGAGCCAGCCAAGACUCAGCCCAUGGUCGGGUCGACCACCGCCACAGUUGCAGAAAAGUACAAACACCGAGGGGAGGGAGAGCGCAAAGACAUUGUUUCAUCCUCCAUGCCAAGGCCAAACAGAGAGGAACCUGUGGACAGCCGGACGCCCGUGACCGAGAGAGUUAGCUGACUUUACACAGAGUGGAUUGCAAAGCAAACUAACAAGAAUAAAGGCAGCUGUUGUCUCUUCUCCUUAUGGGUAGGGCUCUGACAAAGCUUCCCGAUUAACUGAAAUAAAAAAUAUUUUUUUUUCUUUCAGUAAACUUAGAGUUUCGUGGCUUCAGGGUGGGAGUAGUUGGAGCAUUGGGAUGUUUUUCUUACCAACAAGCACAGUCAGGUUGAAGACCUAACCAGGGCCAGAAGUAGCUUUGCACUUUUCUAAACUAGGCUCCUUCAACGAGGCUUGCUGCAGAUACUACUGACCAGACAAGCUGUUGACCAGGCACCUCCAACACCCUCCCCCCAGUGUGCUCAUUAGAGACAGCAGUUGAGAGGACACUCCCGUUUUUGGUGCCAUUGAUGCCCUGUCCAUAGCUUCCCUGACUCUUCCACCAUCCCAGCUCCCAAUCUGAGGGACUGGGAGGUAUGAGGCAGGAAAAAACAUUGGAUUCUUUUUUUUUUUUUUUUUUUUUUUUUUUUUUUGAUUUUUCGAGACAGGGUUUCUCCGUAGCUUUUUUUUUUGGUUCCUGUCCUGGAACUAGCUCUUGUAGACCAGGCUGGCCUCGAACUCAACCAUUGGAUUCUUUAGAGAAGACUAGAGGUGGCCAAUGAUUGUGGCCCAAUGAUUAGAACUGUGGUGGCACAAGUCUGGCCCCACACCCACCCCAAUCCAAAACUGACAAGGUUAUUUUGAAAAACAGGAAAGUGGCACCUGUCUGAUCCAGCUCUGGCAUGGCUAGGAGCGAGUCCUGAACUGCUAGAUUGUAGACUGCCUGAGCCACAGAAGAGGAUGACACAGGGUGAAAUGUCAUCACCUGUUCAUAAGGCGUGCUCUCCUAGAGAAUGUUAAAGAGGUGCCAUGGAGGCCAGCAGGACAGGGCACAGGCAGGCUGGGUGGGGGUCAAGCCAGGCCUAGUGCCACAGAACAAGAGCAGCCUAUGACUAAUAGUUAAGGACUUAGUGGAUGGAACAAGGGGUAUGGGGGAAGAAAGAAAAAUAUUCUUCCAAUUACUUUACAGUUUUCCUUUAGGGACAGCUUAGAAUUAUUUGCACUAUUGAGUCUUCAUGUUCCCACUUCAAAACAAACAGAUGCUCUAAAAGCAAACUGGCUUGAAAUGGUUACACUUUGUCCCACAAGCCACCAGACGUGGCAGUGUUCAGAACUACCUGGAUGGAUCUGUAUAUACCUGCGCUUGUUUUAAAGUGGGCUCAGCGCAUAGGGUUCCCACGAAGCUCCGAAACUCUAAGUGUUUGCUGCAAUUUUAUAAGGACUUCCUGAUUGCUUUCUCUUUUGUCCUUCCAUUUCUGCUUUCCUUCCAUUUCAUGCUUUCGUUUCUUACCCAUCCUCCUUCCCCUAGCUCCUAGUUGUCUCUUCUGUUCCAGGCAACUUUAGUGCCCAACCACAUGCUUACCUGACAGCAGUCAACCACAGCCCUAGGAUUCUCCCUGCCCUUUGACUUCCCAUUGCCAGUGCCAGCUAUCAUGUUUAACCCUGAGCAAGUGCUGGGCUCUGCUGAGUCCUUCCUAACCUCUGAAGAACAAGAGGUCAGUAAGCUCUUGCUCCCCUAGGUAGCUUCUUCCUUGCUAAGAAAAACGUCAAAAGGCUUUUCAGACCCUAAACAAUGAGCCUUUUUACCUUCUGCUCUAGAAAAGUGGGCUAGAGAAACUGGGCCACAUGUGGUAGCUGAAAGAGAUAUAGAGGCCCCCUGUGUUCUGCCAGAAUCACUGAGUGGCCCAACAGGGGCACCAUGCCCACUAUCCUUCAACCCACCCAGAAGUCUAAUGUCAAGCAUAGUGUGGUAAGGCACCUGUCAGGACUUGAGCUGGGAGUGACACCAGGGCUCCUUGCUCUUCUUCUGACAUAAACACCUGCCAAGUCUUUUUCUAGUAGAAUUCUUUCCCUUUUGCUCACUGGGGACUGGGUGGAGCCAGCACACCCCAUAUUUCAAUCUCUGCUCUGUAAGUGUAAUGGUGGAUUUUAUAGGCUUGGCUUUGCCGUGGGAUUUUAAUUGAUCAGUUUUUAUUUGGGAUCCCAAAGUUUUAACCUCUGUUCAGGAAGUCCUUAUCUAGCUGCAUAUCUUCAUCAUAUUGGUAUAUCCUUUUCUGUGUUUACAGAGAUAUCUCGUAUCUAAAUCUGUCCAACUGAGAAGUACCUUAUCAAAGUAGCAAAUGAGACAGCAGUCUUAUGCUUCCAGAAACACCCACAGGCACGUCCCAUGUGAGCUGCUGCCAUGAACUGUCAAGUGUGUGUUGUCUUGUGUAUUUUCGUUACCGUUCCCCAGCUUCUUUACUGCGGUGUAAUCAUGGAAGAGUGAAACAUCAUAGAAAUCAUCUAGCACUUCCUUGCCAGUCUUUAGUGAUCAGGAACCAUAGUUGACAGUUCUAAUUGAUAGCUUAAGAUAAAACCAUGUUUGUCUCUUCUGGAAUGGUUAGAACUAAGUGAGAGAUCUUGCCCCAUUCUGAUUGCAGUCAUAGUUGGGCUUUCUUGCAUAUUUGUAUCCCUUUCCUUGUGCUACAAAUGCAAAUCUUGCAACCAACUUCCUGUCAGGCAAUCAUUUUGCCUGCUCUGCUGUUGAUCCUCAGCAUUGGUUCUGAUUCCUCCCCAGGAAUGGAAGAGAGGGGUCAGAAGAGGGACUCUCGAGGGUCCAGGCUUUCUCCAAGGACAAAAGGCCCCUGCGGCCCCCACCGCACCCCACCCCUGCAGUGGCCUCACACUCCCCAAGGACACCUUUCCAUACCCUCACAGCAUCUAGCCAGGUUGACAUCAAAUUGUUUUAUUGUGGUUUGCUUGGGGUUUUGAUGUUAUAAUUACUUAGUCCAAUGAAAUGUGACUCUUAGGUUGGGGAUCCCUCAUCCUUAGAAGACAACUUAGGCUGAUUAGACAUUCACAGUUGGGAUUGCAGCACUUCGGGUGCCAUUUUCUUUAAUUUGAUCCCCAUCUUCAGCCUCCUCACUCCCCAGCUUUCCCUUAGAGCUGGUUUCAAAACUGCAGGUGGUGGUGCCUGCAGCUCCUUAGGGGUUUUGUUUUUGUUGUUGGUUUUUAUUUUAUUUUAUUUUUUUGGCUUUCUGCCUUUUUCCCCAUUCCCUCAUCCCCAAAUAAGGGCAUCAUGAGUCAGUCUACUUUAAGUGGGCAAUUUUGGAGAGAGGGGGUUGCCCUGUCAGCUAAGGACUCUAUAUAGGCACUCAAGUGCUUUUGCCUUGCAGUCAGGUUGACAGGAGGUAGAAAGGGAAAGCCAUAGGAUUCUCACCAGCUGUGUCUGGCUCAGACCUGAUGUAUUUGAAUAUUGUAAAGAUUGGGUGGCAUUUUCACUGGAUAUGUAAAGAAUACAGGAACUGACCAACAGCUUUCAGGUACCUGGGGCUAGAUCUUGAAAGUCAUAUCCAAUCUUCCUUACCAUGUUCUUGUUGUUAGUUACUACUACCUCUCCCAAAUAGAUUGUUGUAUAUCCUCCAACUAUGUUCGUCCUGGCCCAUUCCUGCCCAUUCUUGAGUCUGACUUAACCAGUGGAACUGAUGCCCCUGACAGUGUAGUGAGUUGAGAACUCUUGGUCACAGCCAGCCUCUAGUACAGCUGCCUUCUGCUGGUGCUGUAUUUCCAUAUCAAAAGGCACCGGGGAGAUCUAAAAGUACCAGUUCCCCCAGUCCAUCAGUGCCAGUGUAGCCUGUGAUCCCAGCAUGGGUACAGAGAACUCUGUUUAGUGCUCUCCCAACAGACUAGAAGCCACAAACUUUGGAAGUGGGAACCAGAGCGACCCAAAUUGCCGCUGCUUCCCCCAGCUUGUUCUUGCUACGACAGUGAUAAAAGGGCAAUAACCAGAGACUUACUGCCAAUUUUGGUAGGGAAAGAGUUUCUAGAGCUAAUAGGACUUUUGAAUUUUAAGUAAGUUGUAAUAAGUGGCUCAAGCACAGCCAGGAACAAGCAAAAGGCUUGGAACUGAUCAGAUGAGACCAGCCAGAUUUCAUGCCACUCAAGUGGAGUCCAGUUGCCUGAACUCUAUAGCACUUCUCUAACACAAAGAGCAGUCUAGCCAGGCUCUCCAGGCUGAGGAGAGGUCACAGGUGCCAGUUCUAAAAGAAAACAUUUGUACAUCAGUUCAUGGCCUAUAUCUUUGCCCCAUUGUUUGCUGAUUCAGGUUCACACUACAGAUUCUAGGACAGAUGGCUGAGACUUGGGGAAAAAAAAAGUUUCUAGAGCCCCUGUGGACCAUGGCAUAGCAAAGUCCCAAGUUGAAGGGGGCUAGGCAGAUGCAGCAAUGCCCUAUGCUGGACCAAGUGCCCUCUGCUCCAUUCACAUCCUCUUCUGGCUCUUCCUUCCUGUUCUCUGCUUCAGUGAACCAGCCGAACUCUGAAGAGAGUUGUUGAUUCUCUCCAUUUUGAUGUCCUUCUAUUUUAGGUAUUAUAUUAAUCUUUAGAAAAAGCUUAGUCUAAUUGUUACAAAUUGCUAGUAUACUGCCUCCCCCAGUAUGCUAAAGGGGAAAAAUUGAACAGUGAAACUAGUUCUCAACUAUUUAGUAGGAAAACCUUGAAAACAUUUGGAAAAAAAAAAAAAAAAAAAAAACCAAUUAUACAUUUUGAUGGUUCUGAAUAAGAGGAGGCUUUUGCAAAAAAAAAAAAAAAAUGUUGAUCCAAAAGUACUUAGUUCUGGAGAGUGAUCUGAGCAAAGGGAACUCCUACAUCUAUGGAGGUCAAACUGGCAGACUGUUGAGAUUCGAGACAUUAUUACUAGAAAACCUCUUUGGGUAGCUGACCCCAGGAUACCACUUCUGACCUUGUCCUUUGCUGGUAUGAAGUUUAGUGGCCUACCAGAUGCCAAAACUUCAUGAAACCAGCUCUUGGUGUAUCAAGUGGAACAGUUGUCAAUGACCCAGAAGGCCCAUCACAAAGUGUCUUCUCUCUUCUCAUCUUCACUGAGCCUACCCUAGCACUACUGCAUAAACUAGGGAGGGUCUGUUGCCUACAGAGCAUCCCUCCCUGGGACCUACUGUCUCUUGCACUCUGCCUACCCCUCCCUCAGGAUCUUGGCAUAGAUGAAAUGGCUGUGUGGCAAGUACUUUGGCAUGCCCUCCUAAACUUACCCCAGUGCCUCUCCCUGCCUCUUUAAGUCAGUCUCCCACUAGGGAGGCAUGAGAGCCCAUAGAGUGGAGAAGGGAGGACAAGAAAGGCAGGCAGGCAAUGCAAAGGCUCUAGGAGGAAGGACAGGCCCUCAGACUUUGCACAAGCAGGACUCAGCCACUCAUGGAACUAAGUAUCAUCUUUGAGUUUAAGAACAUUUGGGCAACUUGCAAAUGACCUUUGCUCCUUGCUCUUCCUCUCAUCUUUUAUCAGGUCCUGUUUAGCAUAAAGAGAAAAUGCAGUGAAAAGGCAAAGAGGUUUGGCUCCUGCCCACUGAUAGUCCCUCUCCCUGCAUUGUUUGUGUGUCAAGUGGCAAAGCUGUUCUUCCUGGUGACCCUGAUUAUAUCCAGUAAUUUAUAGACUAUAUGCAUAGGUCUGCUUUGUCUCUUCUAUUCUGGGCUUUUGAUUUGCUCUUCAGUUUUGCUUUUAGUUUUCCUAUUUUUAUUUUAUGUACCAACUAGACACACAAAGCAGUUGAAUUUAUAUAUAUAUAUAUAUAUCUGUAUAUUGCACAAUUAUAAACUCAUUUUGCUUGUGGCGCCACACACACAAAAAAAAACUUUUGAAAUUAUACCUGUUGCUUAAUUACAAUAUUUCUGAUAACCAUAGAGUAGGACAAGGGAAAAUAAAAAAGAAAAAAAAGAAAAAAAAGAAAAAAAAGACAUCUGCUGGUCACUUCUUCUGUCCAAGCAGAUCUGUGAUCUUUCCUCACUUCUUUCAAAGGCUUCCCUGUGCUAAGUGAAGGAAUCUCCAGGCUGCACCCAGGUUUUGUACUUUGUUUCUCCUCUGCCAUGAAAGGGGCCCCAUGAUUCUGGGUGCAGAACAGUUCAUUUCAGCAUGGCAAGGGGGAAGCAGGCGCACUCCCUUUACCUGCUGAAAUCAGAACUUAGUGGGCAUAGCCCAGUCCUCACUUCUAGCGGUGGGAAACUGGCAUGCAUGGUGGUGGCCCAAUGUCCUCCACCCUUCCCUGGCCAGGAGAGCCUGUGUGUAGUAAGUCUGGCAGGCUUCCCCCAAUUAGCAGGGCUCGGAGCAUUUCAAAAACCCUCCUCACUUUGCCGAGUCCAGGGACUGGAGAGGAGAUAGGAGACUUGACCCAUCUCUAAACUUGUUAGCUGUACCAGGUAGAAUGCCAGAGACCCCAGAAUCACAUCCAAUGGGUCUCCUCCAGAAAUAUCCUUUUCUCUUCUCCCUGCUCCCAUGAGUAACUGCAUUUGCUUUUACAAUUCUUGAUGAGCAAUAUCUGCUAGACAGUUUAGCCGUAACAGUUCUUUUUGCAAAAAGAUCAUUCUUAAGUAAUUAAAAACACCCCCC